AUGUCUAGCCUCUACAUCGAGUCCACUCCUUCUGAGGUCUCCAAGGCUAACGGUAUCCACCUGUUGACUUACAGCUCUCCCAAUGGCCAAAAGGUGCAGAUCUUGCUUGAAGAACUCGCUCUUCUCUACGGGAUUCAAUGGACAACAUCAAUCAUCAACAUUAUGCAGAAUGAACAAAAAGAAGACUGGUAUCUGAGACUGAAUCCCAAUGGCAAGAUUCCCGUGGUCGUCGACAACUGCAGAAGCGCCCCCUUUCCUGUCAUUGAAACAUCAGCCGAAUUGCUCUACCUGGCUGAAAAAUACGACAAGGACUACGCGCUGAGCUUUCAAGACCCACUCGAGCGAAGUCAGAUGAUUCAAUGGCUCUUCUUCUGGCACGGCUCCGGUGCACCUCCAUACGGUCAGCUCUGGUACUUUAGCAAAUUCGCGAAGGACAAGAAUCCCGCAGCCAUUGAGCGAUUUCGCAACGAGACUCUGCGUGUGUUUGGUGUACUCGAAUUACAUCUCUCUGGCAAGAACAGCGAUGGACAGCCCAGAGAAUAUUUGGCUGGCUCUGGAAAGGGCAGAUACAGUCUCGCAGAUAUCGGAGCUUAUCCUUGGGUUGCGAAGUGGGAGGUUACUGGAUUUGAAAAGAAGGAUAUGGAGGCCUUCCCUAGCGUACUUGCUUGGCUCGAACGUAUCGAGCAGAGAGAGGCUGUCAAAACUGGUACUGGAGAUAAGUACCAGAAGAAGCCUUGA
Molecule: messenger RNA, 738 nt
Organism: Aureobasidium melanogenum CBS 110374
Lineage: Eukaryota; Fungi; Ascomycota; Dothideomycetes; Dothideales; Saccotheciaceae
Product: glutathione S-transferase
Exons: 1
Coding region: 1-738 (245 amino acids)
Source: RefSeq, a predicted model, not a curated record